GUAUUAUAAGAUUAAAGUAGUAAAAAAAUAAUAAUAAAAAUUUUAACUUUUAACAGGGAGAAAUAAAAAAUAAAAAAUUGAUAUAUUUUAUCUUAACUUCCGUUGUACAGACUUUUAAAGAAUUUAUAGAUUUAUGGAUGAACUUUAGUUCGAUCUCGUGUGUCAAUUGGGUUAGACAAAAAAAAUUUUUAAUAUUAUAAUAACGAUUGUUUAAUAUAUAUAUUUUUUUUAAUGAUUGUUCAGUAACGCGUGCAAAUAAAAGAAAUAAAAGAGAAAAAGAAAAAAAUAAACAAUAUGAUAAAGAUUAAAUGCUUGAGUAACGGGUGCAAAUUUUUCAUCAACACAUAAAUUAUUAAUUGAUGAAAGACUUAAUUAAUUUGUUUUUUUUUCUUUUUUGUUAAUUUUUAACAUUUUUUUUAUUGACUUAUAAAUUAUUUAGUCAAUAAUCAACAUGUCCGAGGAAAGAGUCAGUCUUUUUACAGAUCAAGCAAAGUAUGGAUAUGGAACUGGACUUCAUGCAAAUGAUACACAAGAAAAUGGAUCGAGUGUUGGAUCAACAAAAAAAGUUAUAUUUUGUGUUCAUGGUAAAUUAUCUGGAUGUUGUACAGUUUUAUCUGGUGUAAGUGAUGAAGAAAAAAAUAUCGGUGAUCAUCUUAACAAUAUUCCACAGUUUGAAGAUCAUUGUCAUCGAGAUCGAAAUGAUGAAAUUGAUAAAAAAGCAAGAAAAAAAUUGAUAAUUGCAUGUGUACUUUGUGUUAUUUUCAUGAUCAUUGAAGCAGUUGGUGGUUUUUUAUCAAAUAGUUUAGCUGUUGCAACAGAUGCUGCACAUUUAUUGACUGAUUUUGCAUCAUUUUUGAUAUCGCUAUUUUCCAUAUGGGUUGCAUGUCGUCCAGCAACUAAAAAAAUGCCAUUUGGCUGGUACAGAGCUGAGGUAAUUGGAGCAUUGACGUCAGUACUUCUCAUCUGGGUUGUAACUGGAAUUCUUGUUUACUAUGCAAUAAUAAGAUUGAUUGAAAAAAAAUACGAAAUUGAUACAACAAUAAUGUUAAUAACAUCAGCAAUUGGUCUUCUUUUUAAUAUUAUAAUGGGAUUGACUUUACAUCAACAUGGACACAGUCAUGGUGGUUCUAGUCAUGGACAUAGUCAUAAUCAUGGAAGUGAUCAUAGCCAUGGUCAUGAAGAAAAAGAAAAUAUAAAUGUUAGAGCUGCUUAUAUUCAUGUUAUUGGUGAUUUUAUUCAAAGUGUUGGUGUUCUUAUUGCUGCUGUUGUUAUUUAUUAUGAUAAAAAUUUAGCUUGGGUUGAUCCAGUUUGUACAUUUGUGUUUUCAAUACUUGUUAUAUUUACAACAGUUGCUAUUAUUAAAGAUGUUAUUAAUGUACUUAUGGAAGGUAUGCCAAAAGGUUUUGAUUAUACGGAAAUUGAAUCAACAUUUAUGGAAAUAAAUGGUGUUGUUAAAAUUCAUAACUUGAGAGUUUGGGCAUUGUCACUUGAUAAAUCAGCACUAUCAGCUCAUCUUGCAAUAACACCUGGUACUAGUCCCCAAGAAAUUCUUCGAAAUGCGACUAAAAAAAUUCAUGAUCAUUAUAACUUUUUCGAAAUGACACUACAAAUUGAAGAAUUUAAUGAAAAAAUGGAAAAUUGUAAGCAGUGUAAAUCACUUCAAUAACACUUUGUAUUUUUUUUUUUUUUUU
This is a messenger RNA of Aphidius gifuensis, 1691 nucleotides long. Its product is annotated as zinc transporter 2-like. The transcript is spliced from 8 exons. The record is from RefSeq and is a predicted model, not a curated record. Bases 452 to 1666 code for a protein of 404 amino acids. Gene Ontology annotation, molecular function: zinc ion transmembrane transporter activity. Gene Ontology annotation, biological process: zinc ion transmembrane transport; response to zinc ion. Lineage: Eukaryota; Metazoa; Arthropoda; Insecta; Hymenoptera; Braconidae. Gene Ontology annotation, cellular component: plasma membrane.